This is a messenger RNA of Acaulospora morrowiae, 205 nucleotides long. Lineage: Eukaryota; Fungi; Glomeromycota; Glomeromycetes; Diversisporales; Acaulosporaceae. The record is from the annotation of a GenBank genome assembly.
CUUGAUAUUAAUCCUGAGAUUCGAAUGUCCACAGAGCAGUUUCUUGAAAUGGAUUCUGCUAUUGCAAGUUAUAAAAUUAUGUCUGAUGUGAAAAUUGUAAAGGAAGUCUUAUGCCGCUCUAAUCCUUUGCCACCUGAAAAUAAUUCUAAAGACGAGAUAGCACUAUUGCCAAUAACUAUAAUGCAAGGAAAAGAAAUACUUGAAG